Messenger RNA from Kluyveromyces lactis, 1578 nucleotides. It is a transcript of the gene ALO1, whose product is annotated as D-arabinono-1,4-lactone oxidase. Lineage: Eukaryota; Fungi; Ascomycota; Saccharomycetes; Saccharomycetales; Saccharomycetaceae. Bases 1 to 1578 code for a protein of 525 amino acids. Gene Ontology annotation, molecular function: D-arabinono-1,4-lactone oxidase activity; FAD binding. The record is from RefSeq and is a predicted model, not a curated record. The transcript has a single exon. Gene Ontology annotation, cellular component: membrane; mitochondrion.
AUGUCUUUUGAUCUAGUAGCAGGCAAUGCCCGUUCCAAUUUUGUAUUCAAAAAUUGGGCAGGUAUUUAUUCGUGUAGACCGCAAUUAUAUUUCCAACCUAAUUCGAUCGAUGAAGUCGUGCAGAUCGUUAAAGCUGCCAUAGAACAAGGCAAGACCAUUGUUACCGUUGGAUCUGGUCAUUCUCCUAGUGAUAUGUGUGUUACAGACCAAUGGUUGAUGAAUUUAGACAAUUUGAACUCUGUUGUAGAAUUCAAGGAAAAUAAAGAGGAGUUGUACGCCGAUGUUACCGUCGAAGCAGGUCUUAGAAUCUACCAGUUGAGUGAAAUCUUAGCUGAGAAGGGAUACGCAAUCCAAAAUUUGGGAUCCAUCUCCGAACAAAGUGUCGCAGGUAUCAUUUCUACUGGUACUCAUGGAUCUUCUCCAUAUCACGGAUUGGUGUCGUCCCAAUAUGUAAACCUGACCAUCGUGAACGGUAAGGGAGAGGUCGUAUUCUUGGAUUCUGAAAACUCUCCUGAAGUGUUUAGAGCCGCUACAUUGUCUUUAGGUAAGAUCGGUAUUAUUGUCAAGGCUACUAUUAGAGUGAUCCCAGAAUUUAAUAUCAAGUCUACUCAAGAAGUGAUCCACUUUGAGACUCUAUUAAACAAUUGGGAAACUAUCUGGACAUCUAGUGAAUUCAUCAGAUGUUGGUGGUACCCAUACACUAGAAAAGUGGUCUUGUGGAGAGGAUCUAAAACUGAGGAACCUUUAACAGCUCCAAGAAAAUCUUGGUGGGGAAGCACUUUUGGUCGUUUCAUUUAUGAAUCUUUGAUCUGGAUCAGUGUGAAAAUUUAUCCGGCACUAACGCCAUACGUCGAAUCAUUUGUGUUCCACCAACAAUAUGGCCGUGUCGAAACUUAUGGUAGUGGUGAUGUUUCUGUGCAAACUUCGAUCGCUGGAUUGAACAUGGACUGCCUAUUUUCUCAAUUUGUUGACGAAUGGGGGUGUCCUCUAAACAAUGGACCAGAGGUCUUACGUUCUUUGGACUACUCAAUCACUCAAGCGGCACAAAACAAGGAAUUCUUUGUUCACGUUCCAGUAGAAGUCCGUUGCUCAAAUACAACACUACCUGCUGAAAUUCCAGAUUACUCUAAUAGAACAAAGACAUCUGCUGGUCCAGUAUUCGGUAACACUUUACGUCCAUAUCUGGAUGCUACUCCACGUCAUUUAAGAUACGCUCCAUUGUCUGACGUUACAAACUCACAGUUGUCAUUAUACAUCAAUGCUACAAUUUAUAGACCAUUCGGUAGUAAUUCUCCAAUUCACAAGUGGUUCACUUUGUUCGAAGACACAAUGGGUGCUGCUGGUGGUAAACCUCACUGGGCAAAGAAUUUCUUGGGUGCAACUUCUAUGGCUGCAGGUAAAGUAAAGGACGAAAAAGACUACGAUGAUUAUGAAAUGAGAGGUAUGGCUACCAAGAUUAAAGAAUGGUACGGAGAAGAUCUACUGAAGUUCCGCGAAAUCAGAUCCCAGCAAGAUCCGAAUAACGUUUUUAUGGCUAACAAAGAAUGGGCCAUUCGUAAUGGUAUCAUUGAACCAUAG